This is a messenger RNA of Punica granatum (pomegranate), 550 nucleotides long. The record is from RefSeq and is a predicted model, not a curated record. NCBI's taxonomy places the organism in Eukaryota, Viridiplantae, Streptophyta, Magnoliopsida, Myrtales, Lythraceae.
UAUUGCUGAAGUUCCUUGGCCGUGAUGGCCCGUCAUCAGGUUCCCUUAACCCGCAUCGAGUUUAGCGCUGCUCAAAUGGGCUUCAUGGCAAUGACCGUGCUCCUGUGUGCUUUUGCGCUCUUCAUGUGCGCAUCCCAUUCGAGGAGACGGAAGCAGUGGAACGAGUGCUAUGGGUUCUUCGAUGAAGAGCCUGUGACCAUAAUAGAGCUCCACAAUGAGAAUGCGGUUGUCGAGGGCCAGAUUGCCGAUGAGGAAGAGGAGACGGUGUUUAAUGGUGAGGCAGUGUGGCAAAAGAACAUCCUCAUGGGCGGGAAGUGCCAGUUGCCCGACUUUUCGGGGGUCAUAAUCUACGACGCCGAGGGGAACGUUGUUACACCGGCUACGACUCCCAGGCUGACAUGGAAGUGAUAGAAACAUGUCCUCCCAAGUAUAGCAGAGGUGGAAAUGAUCGGAACAUGUCCCGAGAAUUAGCCUGAUGAUUUUAAAAUGAAAUAUGCCCUUUCUGUGCUCAAUGUACUUUAUCAAAAUAAUUUAGUUGCUCAUAAUCAUU